Messenger RNA from Octopus sinensis (East Asian common octopus), 2610 nucleotides. RefSeq names its product zinc finger protein 2 homolog. Lineage: Eukaryota; Metazoa; Mollusca; Cephalopoda; Octopoda; Octopodidae. Gene Ontology annotation, molecular function: DNA binding. Gene Ontology annotation, cellular component: nucleus. The coding region runs from base 329 to 2221 and encodes 630 amino acids. The transcript has 2 exons. The record is from RefSeq and is a predicted model, not a curated record.
AAGUAUGGAAAUCCAUACGUAUCCGCGCUAAUUAAUACUUGCAACCUCGUUCAUCACUGACUCAUUCAACACUCAUCCUGGAUAACACGGCACGCUUAAUUGUAAACCAUGUUAUGUUUAUCAAGGACUGAUAUGUGAAAAUACAGGUCAGGGAUCAGUCGAAGAUUCUGCUUGCACCGCAAAAAAAUAAUAAAAUAAACCAACCUUCCCCUCCAGCAACCAUCCCGCUGAUGCUCAGCUACCCAGAAUGCACUGAUUAUCACUUGUGUUUACAUGACCGUGUUGUGAGGCUGUGUAUUUUUUAAUACGGAUUUAUAUACAGGAACCUAUGAACAUGGGACCAACGAAGAGAAACAAUACGAAAGCACCCGAUCUGAACAAACGACGUAGACGAGUGUAUUCUUUACAGGAAAAAGUGGAGAUGAUCAAGAAAAUAUAUGACGGGGCAAGCUUCGCUGGUGUGGGCCGCGAGUUUGGUGUUAAUGAAUCCACCAUUCGUUCCAUUUACAAAGUGCGUGGAGAUAUAAUGAAUGCAUUCACGGAUGCUGCCCCUAGAUCAGUGAAUCGAAUAGUCAGAGUACAUAAAGAUGCUUUUAUUCAGCCCAUGGAAAAGGGGGUUUAUUUGUGGAUGCAGGACUGUUACAGUAAGCGGCUUCCUGUGUCAACAAAACGUAUCCAGAAUCGUGCUAAGCAAAUAUAUAAGAGCUUGGUUGAGCUUAGUGAUGUUGUUGAUAAGGACAAAUAUACUUUUCAGGGUAGCCGUGGGUGGGUACAGAAAUUCAUUAAACGAUAUAAUUUAGCCAGCAAACUUGUUUCAGGUGAUGCAACAUCAGAUGAUACAGAGACAACUCGGCGUUAUAUUGAAGAAAUUUAUAAAAUGAUGAAUGAGGGUGGAUAUUUACCGUGUCAAGUUUUUAAUGCAGUUGAAACAGCCCUUUAUUGGAAAAAGAUGCCUGAAAAAAGUUACGUAGCGAAAGAAGAGGCCAUGACGACGGGUUUUAAAGACGCUAAAGACCGUGUGUCUCUGUUGUUCUGUUGUAACGGUUCUGGUGAUUUUAAAGCUAAACCACUGCUUAUACAUCGUUCUGCCCGGCCUCGUCCUUUCCAGAACAUUAGCAUGUUAACUCUCCCUGUGCACUGGCGUGCUAAUAAAAAUGGGUGGAUGACUAAAGGGGUUUUUGAAGAGUGGUUCAUGACCCACUUCCGCGCUGAAGUGAAAGAAUACUGUGCCACGAAGAAUAUUUCUUUUAAAGCAAUUCUUGUGUUAGACAAUUGUCCUGGCUAUUCUACAAACUUAAAUGACAUUCAGAAUGAAAUCAAAGUGAUUUAUUUACCGCCUAACACUCAGUCAUUGCUGCAACCUAUGAACCAAGAAGUGAUGGCCACAUUUAAGCUUUUCUAUCUUGACCAUACCUUUGAGGAUAUACACAAGGCACUGGUGGACGAUGAGGAACUGACUGUACGGCAAUACUGGAAACGAUUCAACAUUCUACACGGUGUUCGCUUCAUUGGCAAGGCUUGGCAAGCUGUAACUCAAGGAUGUCUUUUGAAUGGAUGGCGCAACUUAUUGCCUGACACAACUCCAGACUUCGUUGGGUUUGAAGAGGAUAACAUGACUCGAGUUCUAAACAUGGCAAAAGCAUUACCUGGGGAUGGUUUUCAAGACCUCAAUGAAAAUGACAUCUGGAAUAUGAUGGAAUCUCCUGAGCGAGAAUUAAAUGACACAGAGGUGUUGGAAUUAGUCGACAAAAAACAAAAUGACAUAGGCACAGAGGACGAUGACGGCGACUGUGUAGAAUCUAGUCCAACAUUAACCAUGUCAAACCUAAAAAAAAUAAUGUCCUACUAUGAGCAGUUGACUCAACUCAUACAGGAAGCAGAUCCAAGUUUUGAGAGAAAAGAAUCUGUAACUGCCAUUCUAGAUCGUGGCAUUGCACCCUACAAAGAAAUUUAUAGGGAACGACAGGCAUUAAAUAAGCAGUCGAUGAUAACUCCUCUCUUUGGCAGUUUUUCUGGUUCUCCAGCACCGCAGAAAGAAGAGCCGGUAUCCAGCCGUUAUGGAGCUCUCACUAUUAGGUCUUCUACACCUCGUAUCCAAGUCAAUAACAUUGACCCUGACUCUAAACCAGACUUCUCAGGCAUUCUCUCUCUACCACAAUCAGCUCCAACAAAUAACGAUGACAACACAGAAGAUGAAGAUGACGAUCCCAACCUCGUCUAACUCCAGCACACCUUCCUACAUUACACUAACUCAGUGGAAUCCAAUAUCGUAUGACAUGGCGACGAAAAGCGCACCACCACCACUCAAGCAUCUAUAUCAUCUUUUAACGACAAAUUGAAAUUGUGAUGAAGAACAGAUAUAAGCCUCUUUUUUAUUACUGGAGUAAGUAAUUACUAAUAACAGAUUAUCUGUAAGAUUUUCCUACUUUACCGUACAAGAUGAUUUAUAUAUUUUGAUUAAACUUACACUACAUAGGAGUUUGUGGUAACUUCAAAUCUCAACAAGGGUCACAGUUGAGUGAAAUAAUAGCAGAAGAAAUAUUUGUUAAGAAUAAAAUAUAAAACCAAAACUAACAGAACCAUUUGAACAUUGUGGUGAGGAUCAGAAAA